Molecule: messenger RNA, 1971 nt
Organism: Oryza brachyantha (malo sina)
Lineage: Eukaryota; Viridiplantae; Streptophyta; Magnoliopsida; Poales; Poaceae
Exons: 2
Coding region: 159-1493 (444 amino acids)
Source: RefSeq, a predicted model, not a curated record
CCCAUCCUUCUGCCGCCGCCAUCUUGAGCUAAAAGUUCUCCGGGGCUCCCAUACUCGAAAUUUUUCCUUCCUCAUCCCCUUCCUUCUGCCGCCGUCAUCUUGAGCUGAAAGUUCUCCGGGGCUCCCAUACUCGAAAUUUUUCCUACACAUCCCGCAAAAUGCCCCUCGAUACCUCCGCCUCCGCCGCCUAUUCCCGUCUAUCAUGCAUCCUUCUCAACAGCGACCUUGAUAUCGGCAGCCGCCGCAACAACACCACGGCCGUCGGCCAAGGGAGGGAUAACCUCACAAUCGAGGCGUCCUUCUGCUAUGCGCAGCCGCCGCUCCCGUCCAACCUCUUCGUCCAUUGCCCCGGCGUAACCUUCCCCCGCAGCUCCAUAAUCGUCUCCACCGACGAAGAUCUACUUCUCUUCCGCGUCCCGGUGGCCGUCGAACCGCCACCAAAACCCAUCAUGUACGACGACUGCGACUACAUCAUCUACCGUGCCGGUAGGUCCCCGUCUCUCACGCCUAUUCCAAAUCCGAAGCCCAACUUCCACGACCUGGACGUCGGCCUCCUUUCGCGCGCCGGAGAUCUAUUUACUGUUGCUGCCCUUGUUGCCAAAUCCACAAAUGAAUUCACCCUUCAUCGAUUCGACUCUGAAGUUGGAAAUUGGUCCAUGAAGACGGUAUCGCUGGAUGCCCCGCGGAAGCCCUACCCGAUGACGAUCCCCACUAAUGCGCUUCGGCUCAACUACCACAUCACCACAACUGUUAUCACGCUCGGAGGUAAAUCUGGCACCAUGGGUUGGGUCGAUCUCUGGAGCGGCAUCCUGCUCUAUGACCUAUUCCCUGAGGAUCACGAGAGACCUAUGCUAUGGCACAUGCGGCUGCCAUUGCCGAUGGAUCUGGGAAAAUGGGUAACGGAGCUAGCCUGCCCAGAGUCUACUCGUGGAAUUGCAUCUGUCAUCAAGGAUGGCAAGCCCUGUCUCAAGCUUGCUGGCCUGCAAAUUAUCGAGGAACGUCUUCCCUACGAUGACAUUGAAACAUAUAUGCCCUGCUACAGAGUCAACAACUGGGCCAUCACCACAUGGAGCAACACUAUUAUGGUCCACUCUGAUUCUUCCGACAAUUGGCAAGAGGACUUCACCGUAUGGGCUCCAGAUAUAAUUAUCAGUGAUACUGUACGUUCAGAAUUGUUGGCCUCUGGUUUGCUACACCGUAAACCGUCUCAAGAUGGUGAAGAGACGGUGGAGCUUGCACUGCAAAAUCUUGUGGUGUCUGAGCCCAUACCAAGCCUGAAUGGUGAAGAAGAGGUCGUUUAUCUGAUGGCCAGGCCAAAGUACUUCCACCCCAAAGCAUGGGCCCUUGCUAUUGACAUCAAGAAUCACACACUGCUAGAUGUGGCUGAGUUUGGCACUGCUAAGGACGGAGUGCUUCCUGACGUCACCUAUCGCUCUAGUGCCAUUUCCAAAUAUUUAACUCAGGCAACCCCUCCAGUAACAAGGAAAACUUAGGUUGCAGCCGUGGCAAGGUGAUGCUGGAGGUUGCUAUUUAAUCACGUUGAGUUAAACUUGAUGGGUUAUAUGAAGAGACAUGGAUCAUCGAGGAGAAUUUUGACAGAGCACUUUAGAUGAUUAAAUAAUUUAUCCAAGCUUUUUGUGACAAGUUACACUGUUAUGAAACUUGAGGUUAUGUUGUAGUUCUGGUUAUCUAAGUUGCUAUUCGAACAAGCUUGUAUGAUGAUUUGUAGACCAUUUCGUUAAAAUAUUUGUAAUGGUUAUGCUUUUGAGAACUAAUGUUCGCUACAAACAAUUUUGUAUCUAAUCUUUUUGUGACAAGAAGUUGUGCUGUUAUGAAACUUGAGGUUAUCUUCUAGGUCUGGUUGUAGCUUGACUUUAGUCAUAGAGAUGCAGCCUCACUUUCAUCAUUUGUAGCCUGACUGUUAUAUGAUUCGUUGUGGAGAUAAAGAAACAAACCAAUGCUUAAAAAUAG